Malus domestica (apple) is the source of this 1611-nucleotide messenger RNA. The record is from RefSeq and is a predicted model, not a curated record. NCBI's taxonomy places the organism in Eukaryota, Viridiplantae, Streptophyta, Magnoliopsida, Rosales, Rosaceae.
ACUCCACUUGGGACCGCCCAAAGGGAAACCCGCCAAUUCAGAUGAUUCAGAAAACCGUUAGAAGCAAAGGCCUUGUUUCCCUCCCACAAAAAUGCAAAACCCUAAACCAGCUCAAGCAAAUCCACGCCCACAUCCUUACAUGCCGUCUACCCGAAAACCUGUACGCCAUUGCUCCGCUCCUCUCCGCGGCAGCAACCUCCAAAGAUGCUUCCUUUUUAUCCUACGCGUGCUCAAUUUUCAAGCACCACCAUAACCACCGCAACAUCUUCAUGUACAACACCAUGAUCCGAGGAUGUGUUCAGUCGCACUCGCCGGUUCCCGCCAUUUCGUACUAUUUAGACAUGUUGAAUUAUGGGUUUGUUCCGAAUAACUACACUUUUCCGCCGUUGAUUAAAGCGUGCACGAUUCUCGCACUGAAUUUGAAGCUCAGUGGUCGAUUAGUUCAUGGCCAUGCGAUUCAGUUCGGGGAUGUGGUAGUGUGGACGGCAAUGAUUGACGGGUAUGGGAAGACAGGGAAUGUUGAGAAUGCCCGAGCUUUGUUUGACAAAAUGCCGGAGAGAAACACCAUAUCUUGGAGUGCGAUGAUGGCUGCGUAUUCUCGGGUGAACGACUUCAGGGAGGUGCUUUUUUUAUUUAGGCAAAUGCAAGAAGCAGGCACAAAGCCUAAUGAGUCGGUUCUUGUUAGUGUUCUGACUGCCUCUGCUCAUCUCGGUGCGGUCACACAAGGACUGUGGGUGCACUCCUAUGCUAAAAGGUGCAAUCUUGUAUUGAACACGAGAUUAGCCACUGCUCUGGUUGAUAUGUACUCGAAAUGCGGAUAUGUGGAAGCAGCAUUACAGGUUUUUGAGGGCAUUCUUAACAAGGAUGCUAAAGCAUGGAACGCUAUGAUCGCUGGAGUUGCAAUUAAUGGGGAUGCAUUGAAAUCGCUUGAACUCUUCAAUAAUAUGGUUUUAGAUAGGAUACAACCCACAGAGACCACAUUUGUUGCCGUUCUCUCGGCUUGCACACAUGCAAAAACGGUUGACAAGGGCCUUGAAUUGUUUGAUCAAAUGGAGACCCUUUACGGGGUUAAACCUGGGCUUGAACAUUACGCUUGCAUUGUUGACCUAUUGGCCAGAGCAGGCAUGGUGGAGGAAGCUGAGAAAUUUAUAGAGGACAAGAUGGGAGGGCUAGGAAGAGGGGAUGCCAACGUGUGGGGAGCAUUACUGGCUGCAUGUAGAGUUCAUGGGAAUGUUGAAGUUGGUGACAGAACUUGGAAGAAGCUUGCAGAUAUGGGAGUAGCCGACUGUGGCAUUCAUGUUCUUUCGUAUAAUAUGUACAAGGAAGCUGGCUGGGAAUUGGAGGCGAAGAGAGUCAGAAAUAUGAUCUAUGAAGCGGGAAUGAAUAAGAAACCUGGUUCCAGUGUGAUAGAGGUAAAUGGCGCGGCCAAAGAAUUCUUUGUUGGUGAUCUUUGUCAUCCACAAGCAGAAGAAAUUGUUAAUAUGCUCAACUCCUUUCGUAAAUUGGUGAAUUUUGAGGAUAUUUGAGGAGGUAUCCAUUUUAUUUUUCAUAAUUUUAUGUAACUCCCUUAUUUUAUUUUUCAUAAUUUAAUGCAACGUAGAGAUGAACGAA